CGCGAAUCAAUGACGAGAUUUUGUGGAAUAAAUCGGUACCAUUUCUACCCUUCCACUCGCGGCUGUGCGACGUAUAUAAAGUCGAGUGACGGGAAUAUAUCCGUACACAAUUACAUCUGAUUGCGAAUAAUACGCCUUAGCCAUGAAACUUGCACUGGUGUGUCUAUUUGCUAUUAGCACUGUCGUUUGUGUGUAUGGACGGCCAGAAGAACAUUAUACCACCAAAUUUGACAAUAUAGAUGUAGACCAAAUCUUAAGCAAUGACCGAUUAUUGAAGCGAUACGUAGAUUGCUUGUUGGAAAGGCCCAAUGUCAAAUGUCCCUCUGAAGCUCUUGAAUUAAAGAAAGUUUUAUCCGAAGCAAUGGCAACUCACUGUGCCAAGUGCUCGGAUCGACAGAAAGAAAUUGCAAAAAAGGCGUUAGACUUCUUAAUAAUAAACAAAAAAGAUAUGUGGAACGAUCUGAAGUCUAAGUACGAUCCAGAAGAGAAAUACGCGAAACAGUAUGAAGAAGAUGCCUUGAAGAAAGAAAAUUAACUUUAAUCAGAAAUCAACGAGAAAAGAAAUGGGAAAAAUAUAUAUCUAUAAUAUAUGUGCAACGCUAAUGUAAUGCUAAUUGCUUUAUCGUCCUUCUAGCCGCAACUCGACCCAAUUGAUAUGUAACAUACGUAUUUGCCACAUGCAAAUAAAAUAUUAGUCAUAAUAUA
Molecule: messenger RNA, 705 nt
Organism: Camponotus floridanus (Florida carpenter ant)
Lineage: Eukaryota; Metazoa; Arthropoda; Insecta; Hymenoptera; Formicidae
Product: ejaculatory bulb-specific protein 3-like
Exons: 3
Coding region: 143-535 (130 amino acids)
Source: RefSeq, a predicted model, not a curated record